AUGAAAUUUUGGCUUGUUCUUGCUAUAGUGAUGGGAGUCAUCCAAUGUCAGAAAGCGCUAAGUUCUGCGGCUGGCGGUGACGGCGGCAGUGAUGGAGGUGCUGGUGGUGUCCAAGGUGGCGGAGGGGGUGGUGGAGGCGGAGGAGAUGGCGGCCCCGGUGGUGGUCCUACCUUUGGCCCAGGAGGUGAUGGCGGUAACAUGGACGAUGGCGGUGACAAUGACGAUGACGAUGAUGGCAGCGGCAGUGUGGAUCCAGAUCCUGAAGGGGCUUUCCCUAUUGUGUCGUCUUUAUCUUUAGCGCUAAGUUCUGCGGCUGGCGGUGACGGCGGCAGUGAUGGAGGUGCUGGUGGUGUCCAAGGUGGCGGAGGGGGUGGUGGAGGCGGAGGAGAUGGCGGCCCCGGUGGUGGUCCUACCUUUGGCCCAGGAGGUGAUGGCGGUAACAUGGACGAUGGCGGUGACAAUGACGAUGACGAUGAUGGCAGCGGCAGUGUGGAUCCAGAUCCUGAAGGGUACAUUACUUGUUUUAUGACUGUUCAAAUAUGUUCAAAUUCAACGCGUACCAUUUACGUCUUGUUUUCUUAG
Molecule: messenger RNA, 582 nt
Organism: Orbicella faveolata
Lineage: Eukaryota; Metazoa; Cnidaria; Anthozoa; Scleractinia; Merulinidae
Source: RefSeq, a predicted model, not a curated record